Messenger RNA from Pneumocystis jirovecii RU7, 1254 nucleotides. Its product is annotated as arginyltransferase. Gene Ontology annotation, molecular function: arginyl-tRNA--protein transferase activity. The transcript has 6 exons. NCBI's taxonomy places the organism in Eukaryota, Fungi, Ascomycota, Pneumocystomycetes, Pneumocystales, Pneumocystaceae. Gene Ontology annotation, cellular component: cytoplasm. The record is from RefSeq and is a predicted model, not a curated record. Bases 1 to 1254 code for a protein of 417 amino acids. Gene Ontology annotation, biological process: protein arginylation.
AUGCAUAAAGGACUUGUCCGGUAUUUAGGUUAUAUGUGCAAUGAUUGUGGGUACUGUGGCUCGAGUUCUGUGAAUGGGCAAGGCAUGGAAACUAUUGGGUUUUGGGCGUAUAUAAUGGAUUGUCAGACUUAUGAAUCAUUGAUGAAUCGAGGUUGGAGACGCUCUGGUCGAUACAUUUAUAAACCCAAUGGAAAACGCUCUUGUUGUGUAUUAUAUACAAUUAGGUUAAAUGCACAAGAAUUUCGGCCAAGUAAAAGUCAUAGGAAAGUGCUUCGACGCUUUCAUCAGUACAUUUGGGGAAAAGAUAUAAAAGAUUCUCAAUCUUGGAAUUUGUAUGAUACUAUUCAUACUAUGGAGACAGAUGAAAUAGUUAAGAAAAAUUGUGAAGUAAACAAUCAAUUUAUUCCUUUCCAUACAUUCAAGGUCACUUUCGAGUCAGCUGCAUAUACGGAUGAGAAGUAUGCUUUAUAUGUUAGUUAUCAGACUUCUGUGCAUAAAGAAACAUUAAAUAAUUUAAAAAAAGAAAAUUUUAUUCGGUUUCUUUGCGACACUCCUUUAACAUAUGAACCUGAAACCGGAUAUGGUUCUUUUCAUCAAUGUUACAGAUUAGACGGAAAGCUUGUUGCUAUGGGAGUGAUUGAUGUUUUACCAAGUGGUAUUUCAAGUGUUUAUUUUAUGUAUGAAAGUAGUUUGCAGCAUUUAUGUUUAGGGAAAAUAAGUGUAUGUCAAGAGGUGUGUAUGACACAAGAAAGAAAAAGCCAAUUUUAUUAUAUGGGCUAUUAUAUUUAUAAUAAUCAAAAAAUGAAAUACAAAGGAGAAUAUCGACCAAGCGAGUUGCUGGAUCCUGAAACGUAUAUUUGGAUACCUAUAGAGAAGUAUAUAGAACAUUGGAAGGCUAGUGGAUCAUUAUAUGUUUCAUUUUGUUCUCCCAAAACUGUGUUAGAUACAUGUUCCUUUAUUGCUUCUACUAGUUCAUCACAUGCAGAUGUUAAAAAUCAAGAAACUUCUGAAACAUAUAAACAGAGUUAUAGCAACAGUCUUUUUGACUAUGACAUGCCUGGAACUUUAAAAGAAAAAGAUAUUCAACAUUUCGAUUUUGGAAAAAUAUAUGUUUUAGAAAAUAAAACGAUCAUACCUGCAACUCAGUCAACAUAUUAUCAAUCUAAAAAACAUGUUAGACGUAUAGUUACAGAAAGCGUUUCUGCUUUAGGAACAGAAUUGGCUGAAAAAUUAUGUUUAAUAAUCGAUGUAUAA